Molecule: messenger RNA, 2932 nt
Organism: Equus caballus (horse)
Lineage: Eukaryota; Metazoa; Chordata; Mammalia; Perissodactyla; Equidae
Source: RefSeq, a predicted model, not a curated record
AUGGUGGAAAGUAGCAGGACCCCUUCUCCCUCCCUAGCCCCUACUGAGGCUCCACUGGUGGCCUCUCUAGAAGCACAGCAGACUGGAGCAGCCCUGACCAAGGAGAACCAAGUGGACAUGGGGGCCGAGGAGACAGGGGCCCCUGCCUCGCCCCGCCAGAGGUCCUGGCUGGUGCGGCAUUUCUCACUACUGCUACGGCGGGACCGGCAGGCCCAGAAGGCAGGGCAGCUCUUCUCGGGGCUCCUGGCCCUCAACGUGGUGUUCCUGGGUGGAGCCUUCAUCUGCAGCAUGAUCUUCAACAAUGCGGCCAUCACGCUGGGCGACGUGUGGAUCCUGCUGGCUGUGCUGAAGGCCCUCUCCAUCCUCUGGCUCCUCUACUACGCCGCCGGCACCACGCGCCGCCCACACGCUGUGCUCCACCGGGACCCUCACGCAGGACCCAUCUGGGUGCGGGGCUCCCUGGUGCUCUUCGGCAGCUGCACCAUCUGCCUCAACGCCUUCCGCAUGGGCUACGAUGUGAGCCACAUCUACUGCAAGUCGCAGCUGGAGCUCGUCUUCCCUGCCAUCGAGAUCGUCUUCAUCGGCGUCCAGACCUGGGUGCUCUGGAAACAUUGUAAGGAUUGCGUUCAGGUCCAGACCAACUUCACUAGGUGUGGCCUGAUGCUGACCCUGGCCACAAACCUGCUGCUCUGGCUCCUGGCCAUCACCAACGACUCGAUGCACUCGGAGAUCGAGGCUGAGCUCAGCGCCCUCAUGGAGAAGUUCUCAGGCAAUGAGACCAACACCUGCCUGUGCCUCAACGCCACGGUGUGCAAGGUCUUCCGGAGGGGCUACCUCAUGCUCUACCCCUUCAGCACCGAGUACUGCCUCAUCUGCUGUGCCGUGCUCUUCGUCAUGUGGAAGAACGUGGGCCGCCGCCUGGCACCCCACGCAGGCGCCCACCCGGGCACCCCGCCCUUCCACCUGCAUGGAGCCAUCUUCGGGCCGCUGCUGGGCCUGCUGGUGCUGGUGGCAGGCGUGUGCGUCUUCGUGGUCUUCCAGAUCCAAGCCAGUGGCCCCGCCAUCCCGCGCCAGUACUUCACCCUCUACUAUGCCUUCUAUGCUGCCGUGCUGCCCGCCAUGAGCCUGGCGUGCCUGGCAGGCACGGCCAUCCAUGGGCUGGAGGAACGAGAGCUGGACACGCUCAAGAACCCCACCCGCAGCCUGGACGUGGUGCUGCUGAUGGGCGCGGCCCUGGGCCAGAUAGGCAUCGCCUACUUCUCCAUCGUGGCCAUCGUGGCCACUCACCCCCAUGAGCUGCUCAACCACCUCAUCCUGGCCCACUCGCUGCUGCUCAUCCUGCAGCACAUCGCCCAAAACCUCUUCAUCAUCGAGGGCCUCCACCGGCGCCCGCUCUGGGAGGCAGCUCCGGAGGGCCUGGCGGGGAAGCAGGAGGCUGCGCCGCCCCGCAGGGGCUCCCUGCUGGAGCUGGGCCAGGACCUGCGGCGUGCCUCGCGGGCCUACAUCCAAUCCUACAGCCACCUCAACCAGAAGCGGCGGGCACUCAAGGAGAUCUCACUCUUCCUCAUCCUCUGCAAUAUCACACUGUGGAUGAUGCCCGCAUUUGGCAUACACCCGGAGUUUGAGAACGGACUGGAAAAGGAUUUCUAUGGCUAUCGGACAUGGUUCACCAUCGUCAACUGUGGCCUGCCUCUGGGGGUCUUCUACCGCAUGCACUCUGUGGGGGGGCUGGUGGAGGUCUACCUGGGGGCCUGAGGUUGCCCAAGGAAGCCACCCCCGGCAGAACCUCAGAGCGCCAAGGCCCGACGGAAGGUAGACCAGAGUCUCUGAGCAUUCCUGGGCUCCCCAAAGCCUCUCCCUCCCCAGAACCUCACCGAGAGAAGAAGGCACUGUCUGCAGCCCAAGACCAAGGCAGGGUCUGGACCCUGAGCUUUGAUGCCCACGCCCAGGACUGGGCACGUGCCUGCCCCCUGCUCACCACCACGAUCAGCACUACCAAGGAUGCACCUCAGGAAACCCCCACGGCUACUCUCUGCGAGGGUCAGCCCUAAACCACUGAGUCUGGGGAGUUUGGAGAGGAGGGCCCCUACCCAGGCUUCAGGGGUCUGCCUUCUGCUGUGGGAAGGGUGCACGGUCCAAGCUCAGCCCAGGACGUCCUGGGAGCUCGAAGCUUGGCAGGCAGCCCUGCCCCUCUCCCCGCACACUCCGUCUCCUAAUGAGCUCAUUAAUUAGCUGCCAGGCAGGGGUCAACAGCUCUCUCCGCGCUGCCAUAAACCGUGUUUGUUUGAUCAAUUACAUUCUGGCUUCGUGGCAUUUGUUCCCAGGGACAGAGCCGCCACUCCAGGUAUGAUGGGAAGGGAUAGUCCUCCUGGGCAGGGCUGUGGGGCUGGGACAGUCCCCUUUAGAAGGGUCUAGAGCAGUCCUUCCCUUGUCUGUUCCACGGGAGGAGGUGGGAAGAGAGGGGCCGGGGUUCUCACAUCCCCUGCCCCUCGCCAGCACCCCUUCCCUCCAGGACAGAGUACCAAGUAACUUUCUGCAGCCGGCUCACCACGGGGGCUGGCUGCCCCGUCUCCAGGCCUGCCGGUUCCUCAGAGCCAUCAGUGGAGAGGGCAGGCACUGACAGCCCAUUUAUCUCCCGGAGCCUAGUGUAAACAGUGGGCUGUGCCCAGGGCGAGGCCCAGGGCGAGGCCCAGGGAGGGCAGCCCUGGCACCUGCAGGCCAGGCUUUCAUGAAGCCGGGCACCGGCAAGCACAGGGCCGCGGGCCCAGGGGACCCCUCAACCCUGUGCUGUCUCAGCAGCUGCCUGAGGCCCUGCAGGAGGCCGGGAGGCAGGCCCCGCACCUCUCCUGCAUGGGCUCUUCCUCUGGGUGGUCACAGCCCAGGGGGCCAAACCCCAGGUGAGAGGGUCCAAUUCUCCACUUCCCCACCCAAG